AUGGAUUACUAUACAGGCUUUGGCAACGCCAACUUCCAAGAGCAAACCUCUCCUGAAAAGAGUCAGCAGUCCUCUAACGACGCUGUGAACUCGUCCUAUGUUCCUACAGCUACCGAGGGCUUCUCAUCACCAAGUUCUUCCGCGCAUGCAGCUAGCAACGCAGCAUCGAUCUCGUCUAAUCAAGCGCCACCUCCACGCAUCAGAAGGAGGAAUCGCAUGAUAACAAGUUGUCUAGAAUGCCGUCGCCGAAAGCUGAAAUGCGACAAGUCCCACCCGUGUACCAAUUGCACCAAGUUCAGGAGGGAUUGUGUCUUCCUAGCGCCUGCGCUCGACCAAGCGAGUCAGCUCAAACUCAACGAGAUCAAAGAGAAAGUUGGCUCACUAGAAAGGCUGCUGGAACGAGAUGUCGCAAAGAACCCUCAGAACUCAACGACUAUGCCAAGUCAGGAUAGAGCGUUGCCUGAUGAUACGGAUGACGACUUGCCUGCGAAGGAGGAUGAGAAAGACUUGGAGGUCACUCCUCUUGCUGUAGUUGAUGCUGCCUAUGAGGUAGAUUGCGAAGAUGACGAUCUCUUGGACCUGGGAAUCCAAAUGGGGAAGAUGAGAAUUACCGAGCGCAUUGGAGGCUUCUUUCGUCCAAAGAUCAGUGAAGAGCUGGAAUUUACGAUGUCGGAAACGUUUAUGACCGGUGAUAAGAAUGGAGACGAAGAAAAAGUACUUUCAAAGCCCGAGGUUACAUCACCACCCCCUGCCACAGAAUGGCUGAAGCCAGGGCCCGCUUACAUUCUACCAACGUCUGGCUUCUUCUUUGGGGGCACUGGGUCACAAGCUUCACUGGUCGACUUUCUCCCAUCUCGACUUGCCGCGGACAAACUCAUUAGGCAGUAUUUUGCCUGUGUGCAUCCAAUCUGUCAAAUUUUGCAUCGACCUACGUUUGAGAGAAAAUGGGAAGCCUUCUGGAAAGAGGUGACCCUUGGCAUUGAGCCGCCAAGCUCAGUGCAGACAAUUGUGUUUGCAGCCAUGUUCUCAGGCGUUGUCAGUAUGGAUGAUUCUGAGAUCAUGCGGGGGUUUGGUGUCUCUAAGGCCAGUCUGAUAGAAAACUUUAAGCUGGGUACCGAAACCGCCCUGGCAAGAGCCAAUUUCCUUAGAACGACCAAGAUAGAAACUCUCCAGGCGUUUGUGAUGUAUCUGAUACCCCUUUGUCGAGCAGAAAUGUCCCGAGCGCACUCCGUCCUACUAGGUGCUGCAAUUAGAAUGGCGGAAUGCAUGGGACUCCACCGCGACGGACAAACGUACGGCAUGAACCCUCUGGAAACCCAUGUCCGCCGGCUGGUCUGGCACCAGUUGUGCUUCCUCGAUAUCCGUACCUGCGAAGCUCAGGGCCCGAGACCGACAAUUCGCCGCGACGAGUUUGAUACCAAGCUGCCCCUGAAUGUGAACGAUGCCGAUCUUCAUUGCACUGGGAAUGCACCCGUAGGCGCCGAUCAGUGGACUGACGUCACUUUUUCCUUGAUACGAUUCGAAAUCAAUGAAAUGAUCCGAACCAUCUGGAUCGAUAGACCCCGAAUCGAGCGCCGGAAGAUUAGUCUGACGGCAGUGCUCAGCAAGAUCGAGACUUUCCGUUCGAACAUGGCAGCAAGAUACGAUCAUCUGAUCGAUGAGAGAAUACCACUUCAGAAGUGUGCAAAAAUUGUCAAGGCCCUACUUAUGUCUCGGCUGCAAAUCAUGGUCCUUCAUCGCUAUCACAGCUCCAUUGUAACUCCAAUGCCAGAUCGGCUGAGGAAGAUAAUGCUCUCCGCAGGUACAACCACACUGGAGACAGCCAUUGCUUUGGAGACUAUCCCAGAAUUAAAGCCUUGGUCCUGGUAUGUUGGUGCUUACCAGCAAUAUCACACUGCUUUCCUUCUGCUCAUGGAAGUAUAUGUCUAUCCUGAGAGGAAAGAGGUAGAUCGAAUCUGGGCUUGCCUAGACUACGUUUUUGAGACAGACGCAAGCCAGCCCCGGGGCUCCAAGGGUAAGAAGAUCUUGCAAGAGCUGCAGCAGAAGACAGCCGUUUACCAAAGCAUGCGCGGCAUGCGGGCGCCCAUAGUAAUGGAGAAGCACGUUGGACAGCGCGAACCACGGGUCGCCGACAGGCUGAAGGCCGCGCUACCAGAACAGCAGAAACAGCAACAGCAGCAGCAGGUUGAUCCCGAGCCGCUGCUGUAUGAGCAGACUGCACUGCCAGCUUCAGCAUCUGGUAUGAUGCCGACGGUAGGCAAGGUACCCUUUGCUAUGGCACGAGACAUCCAGUUCGCAGGCGUGAGCGACGGACAGAGUCUCUGGGCGUUGCCGAAUAGCCAGUCGAGUCCGGAAGCGAGUAGUGACACGGCGAGCUUGCCAGGUCAGAUGGCUGGGAACGCCCUACCGGCUGGCGCGCUUCAAGACGACCUGAUGGCUGAUAUUGACUGGGAUGCUUUCGACGCUCUGUUUCCCCCAGGACAGCAGGGUGAACCUGAAAUAAUCGGGUUCUCGUUCCCAGGGGCUCAGGGUGUUUACUGA
Molecule: messenger RNA, 2541 nt
Organism: Drepanopeziza brunnea f. sp. 'multigermtubi' MB_m1
Lineage: Eukaryota; Fungi; Ascomycota; Leotiomycetes; Helotiales; Drepanopezizaceae
Biological process (GO): regulation of DNA-templated transcription; DNA-templated transcription
Molecular function (GO): DNA-binding transcription factor activity, RNA polymerase II-specific; zinc ion binding; DNA binding
Source: RefSeq, a predicted model, not a curated record